GCUGUAUGAACCUCUCCAUGCCCCUUAAAGAGACAAUUAAUUAGAGAGAGAGAGAGAGAGAGAGAGAGAGAGAGAGAGAGAGAGAGAGAGAGAGAUGGGAGCAGUGGCUACAAUUCUAGUGCUUUGCUCAAUGGUCAUGAUAGCCAUGCCGAUGGCUCAUGGCGUGGAUGAAUCACCUGAAGCGGUGGACAAAUGGUUCGAAGAGCUGGGACGAAUGAAAGAAAAGCUAACAAAGAUUCGCUUCUACUUGCACGACACAGUGAGCGGCAACAACAUAACUUCAGUUACAGUGGCCGAACCCAGCCCUAAGUUACCCAACCAAUUCGGGCAAAUUAACGUGCUCGAUGAUUCAUUGACAAUUGGGCCCGAGCUCAACUCCACGAUACUAGGCCGAGCCGAGGGGAUUUAUUUAGGGGCUGAGCAACAGGAAACUGAUCUACUAAUAAGCUGGAACUUUGUCUUCACGAGUGGGAAGUACAACGGCAGCACUCUUAGCGUUUUCGGUCGAAACCCGAUAUUGGGUACGUAUCGUGAACUGGCCAUUGUUGGAGGGUCAGGCAUUUUCCGGCUAGCACGAGGGAUUGCCACCGCACAGACGUAUUCAUUCGAUAUCACCUCCCUUAAUGCUGUUGUAGAGUAUCAUGUUAUUGUUAUUCACUAUUGAAACGAUUGUUGGUUCAUUAAUCACGAAUAAGUAUUGGAACUAGCAAAA
Molecule: messenger RNA, 712 nt
Organism: Rhododendron vialii
Lineage: Eukaryota; Viridiplantae; Streptophyta; Magnoliopsida; Ericales; Ericaceae
Product: dirigent protein 22-like
Exons: 1
Coding region: 95-664 (189 amino acids)
Source: RefSeq, a predicted model, not a curated record